Molecule: messenger RNA, 354 nt
Organism: Rangifer tarandus platyrhynchus (Svalbard reindeer)
Lineage: Eukaryota; Metazoa; Chordata; Mammalia; Artiodactyla; Cervidae
Source: the annotation of a GenBank genome assembly
AUGGGUCGUGUGGCUUCCCUGGUCAGGAGAGUCCAGUGCAUUUCCAUGGCAGCUAAGCUAAAAUUCGCAGAUCUUAACAUCAUAUCCGGGACCCUGUGUGGUCUGGCUCCUCCCCACCUCUCCAGCCCCAUCUUGUACCCUUGCUCACUGCACUUCAAACAGUUUGGCUGCUCCUUUGCCAAAUGCUUUUCUACCUCAGGCUGCUAUCUCUGCCUGGGAUGCUCUUUCUGUCAUUCUUCACCAAGUCAGCUGUUGCUCAAUCUUCAGAUCUUAGCUCAAAUGUUGUUUUCACAGAGUGGGCUUUAUGAAGCUUCUGGAGUCCUCUUCAGAGAAGUCUAUUCUUUUUCUUUAUAG